AUGUCUUCCACCUCCUCUUCUGCAUGCAAGAAGCUGCUCGUCUUUGGAGCGACCGGGCUGGUCGGGAGCCGCAUCAUACGGGAAAUCGUGCGAAACAAGUCCAAGUUCGAGCGGAUCGCGGUCUUCACGUCGCCAACGACAGCUCAAACCAAAUCCGACCGAAUCGAGUCUCUGAAAAGCCAAGGCGUUGAGAUCAUCGUUGGUGACCUGACCAAACCCGACGAUGUCUCAAAAGCAUACGAAGGUAUUGAUACGGUGAUCUCUUGCCUGGGUAGAGGAGCCAUUGAGCAUCAACUGGAACUUGUGCGACUAGCCAAUGAGAGCCCGUCGGUGCACCGCUUCUUCCCAUCCGAAUAUGGCACGGAUGUCGAGUACGGACCGGCGUCAGCGCACGAGAUCCCUCACCAGAAGAAACUGAAAGUUCGAGCAGCCUUGCGGUCCUGUGAUCGACUGGACCAUACUUUUGUCGUCACGGGCCCCUACGCCGACGGCGAGCCGGGACUCUACUUCAGCGCCAAUUCCGCCGCCAAAGAAGCCGGAAGUUUUGAUGUCAAGAACAAGGCUGCCGUUCUACUGGGGGACGGCAACCUUAAGAUCAGUUUCACCACCAUGCACGAUGUGGGUAAAUUGGUUGUUCUUGCUGCCCUCCACGCAGAUGCAAGCCGCAACAAAGCCUUGCGAGUCAACUCGUUCACGGCCACUGAUGCCGAAAUCCUCGCGGAGUUUGAGAAGCAGACCGGUGGCCAGCCGUGGAAAGUGUCAUACACAAGCCUCGACGAGCUGAGGAGGCUGGAGAAGGAAGCGUGGGCCGCGGAGAAGCCUUUGGCCACCCUCUUCACGCUCAGGAGGAUCUGGGCUGAAGGAGGGACUUUGUACGACAGACGCGAUAACUAUCUCAUUGACGCAGAGGACGUCAUGGAUACCUUGGCCAAUGCGGUUGCCGAAGCCAUCAAGGUCCAGACUGCUACAUAA
This is a messenger RNA of Exophiala dermatitidis NIH/UT8656, 972 nucleotides long. Its product is annotated as isoflavone reductase. The record is from RefSeq and is a predicted model, not a curated record. NCBI's taxonomy places the organism in Eukaryota, Fungi, Ascomycota, Eurotiomycetes, Chaetothyriales, Herpotrichiellaceae. The transcript has 3 exons. The coding region runs from base 1 to 972 and encodes 323 amino acids.